CCCAGGCCUCUGGUAGAAGGAUGUUUUUAUUAUCAUUAUUUUAAAUCGUUUGCGUUUUAUUUACAUGUGUUUUAUAAACUUACAGAGCGUUGACCUCUCCCGGCCACCGUACGUUUGAGGUUUAGGUCACUCAACUCGAUUAUUAUGCACAUUAAACACUAUUCCCAAAGGGAGCAGUGAUGUAACUCACUGUGUAAACACACUUAGGCUCAAAGUAAGAGGCUGUGCACCAAUGCACACGGCUCGAAUGAUUUUUAUCUUCGACGUGUUGUCAUUAAAUUGGACCGGUACUUGAACGCAACUUGUAACCCGUCCCGCUGCGUUUGCUGUGCAGCCUCUCUACAGAGGUGCACUGUGGCUUUAAGAAGCCUUUCACUGCGCAGAGGCGCUACAGCAGCUCAUCACAUGAUUCCUCUCUUGUGACAAUCCAGACAGAAAGGAAAAGCCUCUCCGACUUCCAGCUGAGUUGCAAGGCGCUGUGAUGACAGACGAUUGUUGUUUUGGUGCCACGGGACCAACUUCAAGGCGGAAAAUGGAGUUAAGUUAACGACCACCAGACAGACACAAGAGCAUUCCUGUCUUUAAAAAAAAAAAAAAAAAAAAGUGGACGCGGGGCUGGACGUUUGAGGUUGUUGCGCCGCCGGGGACAAAGUUGGCGCAUGGAGAGGGACGAAGUUUCAUUUUUGCGCAGCGUAUUUUCUUUGUUUUUGUCGCCCCGCGCGCUGGCCAGACUCGCGCCGCCUUCCUGGUAGCGAAAGAAAAGUAGCCCGAGUUCAGUUUGGAGCAUUUGUUGUCGCCGGAGAGCCGAGAGCAGAGAAACCGGACAAGUUGGACGACGUCGGGUGAGAUGGUGGACAGCAAACCUCUUCUCCAGGACAGACCUCCCGCCUACAACGCCGUCCCGGGGGCGUAUGAGUACGGCCCGCAGCAGCAGCAGCCGGCGGCGGCGGCGGCGGCGCACGGCUAUGGAGCCAUCCCACCGGCGGCCCCGCCGCCCUAUCCGUACCCCGACGGUGCAGGGUACCCGUCAGCCCAGAUGGCCCCCGCCGUCUCCCAGCAGCCCUACCCGGGGACGUACACCAUCAUCCAGCCCUCCGUAGUGGUGGUGGGAGGCUGCCCCGCUUGCAGAGUGGGCGUCCUGGAGGACGACUUCACCUGCCUGGGGAUCCUGUGCGCCAUCUUCUUCUUCCCCCUGGGCAUCCUCUUCUGCUUCGCGCUGCGCCAGAGGAGAUGUCCCAACUGCGGCGCCACCUUCGGCUAGAAAAAGGACCAAACUACGGCCCCGCGCUUCUACUCCUCACACACACGCGCACAGACACACACACACACACACACACACACACACACACACAGACACAAUCCAACAUUCUGUUUUAUUUUGCCACAUUUUCUUAAUAAUACACAUUGCUGUCGCCAUCCCGUCACGUACGGCGUAUGAACAUAAUCACCACGGAUUAUGACUUUUUUUUGUUGUUGUUAUUAUUAUCGUUAGAGGCACGUGUAGAAAUCUAUUCUCGUCUCGAUAGCAGAUGAUUUAUUGUAGCGUGUGUCGAGCGUCCAGCUGUCGUCAGUGCCUUCACUACACGCAGCGAUCGUCAGAUUCCACCAGUCCUCAUUUCUUCUGUAGAUUCCUUCACGUUUUGUCCGAAUCAUAGACAUUUGCCUGAUUUUUUUUCUCCUUCUCUCAGUGCUACUUUUUGGUUCUAAUCCUGUUUAGUAACAUUGCACCCAGAGAUCACUGAUGAAUUUGCUUUUUAAGGAAACGCAAACCUUCCUUUCGUUUUGUUUUUUUGUUGGUUUUUUUUUUUUGCCUCACCUGGAAUAACACAGAGAACAUGUUAAGGAUAAAGCUGUGGAGCUGCUCCAGCUGUGGCGGCGGACUGUCGUCGGGCAGAAAAGCCUGCAGCGUUCUGCCUGGUCUUGUUCGUAACUUCUUCUUGGGGCCAUAUUUGCACUGACCGUUCUGUCUGAUGAUACUUCGCCGGGCUGCGCUGUCACCAGGGCCGAUGCAGACCUCAGGAACACGUAAUCUGAAACGCCCUCGACUUCGCAGCCUCGAACACUGUCCGACGUCGGACCCUUCUCCUCGAGCUUCGGGGGGGGGGAAACGCAUGCUGAGCGGGAAAAAGCCGAAGAUUUCUCUCGAUAACGUGUGGAUUUUUAUCUUAAAUAACGAUACUCUCUGACAAGUCAACCCACCCCCUUCCCUCCCUCCCUCGUUCCUCCCAGCCAGACAAUCAGUCGAGAAUGUCCACGUCCCUGUGUCCGCGGUAUCUCCAUGUCUUCCAUUAGAGCAAGAUGUUAUAAAAAAAACUGUCCACGGGAGAAGAGAAGGAGAUGAAACUGAGCGGGAGGGGUUUAAAAAAACAAUUAAAUAAAUCUUCUCGCUUUAGAAAACACACUACGCACGCUUAUGAUCGGGGUUCUUUCUUUUUAUAUGAGUUACUGUAAUUAAAUUGAAUGCUACUUAUGCUUUUGA
Mugil cephalus (flathead mullet) is the source of this 2479-nucleotide messenger RNA. It is a transcript of the gene bri3, whose product is annotated as brain protein I3. The coding region runs from base 848 to 1261 and encodes 137 amino acids. NCBI's taxonomy places the organism in Eukaryota, Metazoa, Chordata, Actinopteri, Mugiliformes, Mugilidae. The record is from RefSeq and is a predicted model, not a curated record. The transcript is spliced from 3 exons.